Messenger RNA from Loxodonta africana (African savanna elephant), 2684 nucleotides. RefSeq names its product UDP-glucuronosyltransferase 1-6-like. Lineage: Eukaryota; Metazoa; Chordata; Mammalia; Proboscidea; Elephantidae. Gene Ontology annotation, molecular function: UDP-glycosyltransferase activity. The record is from RefSeq and is a predicted model, not a curated record. The transcript has a single exon. The coding region runs from base 93 to 977 and encodes 294 amino acids.
UGUAGUUCAGGGAGAUUGCUAGGAAGCCUGUGACUUAGUCGGUGUAAAUGAUUCUUCUGCACGAUUAAUAUUUUACUUUAAUCCUUUCCAACAUGGCCUUCCUUCUGCAAGCAUUUCAGAGGGCUUCUGCUGGGGCUUUCUUGUUAGCACUUUGGGGUGUGAUUGGAGGCGAGAAGCUGCUGGUUGUUCCUCAGGAUGGAAGCCACUGGCUUAGUAUGAAGGAGAUAGUUGAGCUUCUCAGCGAGAGGGGACACGACAUUGUGGUGUUGGUGCCGGAAGUCAAUUUGCUUCUGAGGGAAUCCAAAUACUACACGAGAAAACUCUAUCCAGUGCCGUACCCCCAGAAAGAGCUGAAGGACCGUUUCUACUCUUUUGGUAACAGCCACUUUAUUGAGAGAUCUUUCCUGAGUGCUCCUCAGGCAGAGUAUAGGAAUAUAAAGAUUAUUGGUGACAUGUACUUCACCAACUGCCAGAGCCUCCUGAAGAACUCGGAAACCCUGCAAUUCCUCAGGGAGAGUAAGUUCGAUGCCCUUUUCACAGACCCGGCCUUGAUCUGUGCCGUGAUCCUGGCUGAGUACCUGGGCCUGCCCUCUGUGUACCUCUUCCGGGGCUUCCCUUAUGUCCUGGAGUACGCGAUCAGUGGAAGCCCAAACCCCGUGUCCUACAUUCCCAGGUACUAUACUCAGUUUUCCAGUAAGAUGACUUUCUGCCAAAGGGUGGCCAACUUCCUCGUUAAUUUGUUGGAGACCCCUCUAUUUUACCUUCUGUUUUUGAGGUACCAAGACCUUGCCUCAAAUCUCCUCAAGAGAGAUGUGGACUUAGUCACAUUAUAUCAGAAUGUCUCCAUAUGUCUGUUAAGAUACGAUUUUGUAUUUGAGUACCCCAGGCCAGUCAUGCCCAACAUGGUCUUCGUUGGAGGGACCAACUGCAAGAAGAGGGGACGCCUAGCUCAGGUUGGUGGUUUUUCCUAUUUUUGAUUACCCUGUUUCUUAGAAAGUAGAAAGAAAUCAUUCAUAUGUGCUCUGUUUCCCCUUACUCAGUCAGCUCUCCAGCCCAUCUGGGGGGCUGCCUGAAGAAAUGGCGGUCUUCUUUUCGACAAACGGGAAAGGGGCUCGAGAUGGGGAGUGGUAUGAUAUCUAUGGCUGAGAUGAUGCAGAGGAUUUGAAUGAAGACAGGCCUGAUGUUGGGUUAUCUGGGAAGAGACUCAGAGUCACAGAAUGAGCCUUUCAUCCUGUUGAGGAGAUAGAGGAGAAGGCUUGCCCAAGGGGCCAAGAGCUGGGAGGACAGAGCAAGUUAAAACCCAUUCUUGCAACUCUGUCCCAUGGAUUUUCCCUGGGCCCUAAGCCAGGAAUCAACAAACUACAGCCUGUGGGCCAAAUCUGGCCAGAGGCCUGGUUUGAAUGACCCAGAUCUAAGAAUGGUUUUUACAUUUUUAAAGGGAUGUUAAGCAACAACCACAAACUAUAUGACAGAGACGAAUGUGGUCUGCAACACCUGCAUAGUUAUUAUUUGGCUCUUUGGAGAAAAAGUUUGCUGACCCCUGACCUAGAGUUCCCAGAGUAACUUUGGAAGAUGAAAAUCUGUGUGUGUAUUUGAAUAUUUACAAUUAUGAAAGCUUCAGACCACUCCCUGUCUUUAAUGCCAGAAUUCUCUUUUUUGAUACAUUUUUUACCACAGAAAAAGCCUCAGAUAGGCUCCAAACACCAUGAACAGUCUUUUUUAACACCUGCUAAUUUGUUUGUUAACAAGCUGGACAAUUGGCUGGAACUACUCUAUAAAGAGAGGGGCAGAGAUAAUGAGCAGAACUGGACUGGUUCCAAGAAGCAAGGGGUGUGAAAUAGAAGUAUCCUAUGUCAGGAAAGGAAGGAGCCCUGGUCUUGCAGUGGUUAGGCACUUGACUGCUAAGUGAAAGAUUGGCAAUUGGAACCCACCUGUUGCUCUGUAGUCUUGGAAACUCUAUGGGACAGUUCCACUCUGUCCUGUGUGUAAGCUCUGAGAUGGAAUUGACUCAAUGAGAAUAGGUUUGGUUUUGGGUUUGUCAGAAAAAUUCAGUUAAAGAAGUUAAAAAGCGGAAGUGUCAUAAGAAACAUUUUACAUUAGAAGGAAAGAAAUAUCAUUUCUGGUACCUUGGUACCAUUCAUCUUAUUUUUGAAAACAAAAGAAAAAAGCCCUGCUCGGUAAUGAAUGUCUUUGUGAGAUUAAAAUCCCUAUUAUAUCUUGUUAAUUAAGAGAAAUCAUCUUCAACACUUAUGAGAUAUCUAUCUAUCUAUACCUAUAUCUACUGGAAACCCUGGUGGCAUAGUGGCUAAGAGCUACAUCUGCUAGCCAAAAGGUCAGUAGUUCGAAUACACCACGCACUCCUUGGGAACUCUAUGUGGCAGUUCUAGUCUGUACUAUAGGGUCGCUAUGAAUUGGAAUUGACUCGACAGCAACAGGUUAUGUCUACUCUAUCUCUGUGUCUAUAUAUACAGUUGAUGUUCAUUACUCACAGAUUUCAUAUUUGAAAAUUUACCUACCAGCUAAAAUAUAUUCAUAACCCCCAAGUGAAUUUUCUUGCCACCUUUGUGGUCAUUUGCAGAUGUGCCCAGCGUGGUGAAAACUUUGAAUUACCUGAUGUGCACAUUCCCAGCCAAUGACAAAGUGACGCUCUCCUUUUUUUUUCCCAACCCUCCUCCUGUAAACAA